Messenger RNA from Candidozyma pseudohaemuli, 2481 nucleotides. RefSeq names its product histone demethylase. Lineage: Eukaryota; Fungi; Ascomycota; Pichiomycetes; Serinales; Metschnikowiaceae. The coding region runs from base 1 to 2481 and encodes 826 amino acids. Gene Ontology annotation, molecular function: histone demethylase activity. The record is from RefSeq and is a predicted model, not a curated record. Gene Ontology annotation, cellular component: nucleus. The transcript has a single exon. Gene Ontology annotation, biological process: chromatin remodeling.
AUGACCUUCAACAAAUCCCUUCUCCAGCCUUGUCCUGUUCUCAGGCCCAACGAUGCUGAAUUUCAAAGUCCUAUUCAAUACUUAUCCAGCCCUGACGUGCGGGCUUUGGGUGAAAAAUAUGGCUUGUUGAAAAUCGUGCCUCCCUCUGGUUGGAGACCGCCCUUCUCCUUAUCGCCAAACUUCACAUUCCACACGAGGAUUCAAAAGCUCAGUGAUUUGGGAAUCACGACAAGAAGCAGAAAAUUCUUCACCGACAAUAUGAACAGAUUCUACAGAAUGAUGCGCCGCAGCGAGUUGAAGCAGUGGUUCAGGGCAGGUGAGAAGAAGCUUUACUUCUACGACUUGUACUUGGCCGUGCUCAAUCAACAGGGGGAAUCGCCGGAUUUUGACAAUAUUUCGAAAGACGAUUUGGCAAAGUUGAACCUCUUGUUCGGGCUUAACGCCGAAUCCCGAAUCUUGGUGGAUCAGUGGCAGUACAAUGUCAAGCAAUACGCCGAAUAUCUCUCUACGAACAAGGGGAACUUUGAUUUUCCAGAAAGUGAUCCAGAGGAUGAAGGCGCUUGUCUCGUUUGCCGCAAAAACCAUUCUCCCACUCUGACCUUAUUAUGUGAUCACUGCAACAACCCUUAUCACAUGAAGUGUCUUCAGCCGCCACUUGAGGAGAUACCGCUGGGAUCUUGGUAUUGUGAUCGAUGCUUAGUUGGUAACGGAGCCUAUGGCUUUGAGGAAAGACCCGAAAUCAAGUAUAGCAUCUGGGAUUUUGUCGAACAGUGCAAGCAAUUCGAGGACAAGUUCCUUUCACAGUACCAAACCGAAGGAAAACCGCUUCUGUUGGACGACAUUGAACGAAUUUUCUGGAGUUUGGUGGAAGCGGAGAACUCCGACAUCAAAGUCAAAUAUGGCGCCGACAUCCACAAUCUUAAACCCGGAGAAAUCAGUGGUUUCCCUACCCCUGAGGUACCCCAAUCACCAUACGACCCAAAUGCCGAUUCCUCUCGCUAUAUCAAUGAUCCUUGGAACUUGACCAAGCUUCCAUUUGCCGAAGGGUCCUUGCUCAACUACAUCAACAGCAGUAUCUCUGGAAUGACUGUUCCAUGGAUAUAUGUUGGUUCGCUCCUUUCCACAUUCUGCUGGCAUGUCGAAGACCAUUAUACCUUGUCUGCCAACUACUGCCAUUUCGGUAAUGUGAAGAAAUGGUACGGCUUUCCUAGCAGCCAUGCUGACGCUUUCGAGCUGAUCAUGAAGAAAUCUGCGCCAGAUCUUUUCCAGAGGCAGCCUGACUUGCUACAUCAGCUUGUCACUUUGAUUUCUCCAAGUGAGCUUGCAGAAAAGGGCAUUCCAUGUGUUUACGCUGACCAAGGACCCAAUGAAUUUGUGGUGACGUUCCCCAGAGUCUACCAUGCUGGAUUCAACAGCGGCUUCAAUUUCAAUGAAGCAGUCAACUUUACCAUGGACUCAUGGCUAGAACUAGGCGAAAAGUCCAUCCAGGACUACAGAUCAAUCAAAAAGGAGAAUGUUUUUGACCACUGUCAAUUGGUGGAGAAUAUCUUGAGCAAGUUUAUCAGAGGAGACAAGGAUAUCACAAUGGACCGCAUGAAGCUUGUGGAGCAGUCUAUCAGAUGUUACGAAAGAAUCAUGGGAAGAAACAUGAGAUUGGUGAGCGAUCUAGAUAAGGAGAGAUUUCUGGCAGCCAAGGCGAAGAAGAAGGGAAACAAGAACCUGACCUCCACCCCACUUACCCCAGGUCCAGAAGUCAGCACCAGAAGGGUCGCUGAUCUUGACGAAGAAGACGAUGUAUUAUGUGAUGUUUGCCGGACAUACGCCUCGUACCAAUACUGCAACAUUAAUAACCAGGCCCACCGUUUUGGUAAAUGGUAUGGAGGCAGAAAGAAGAAGGAGGCACACACGCUAGAGGUGAAAGAUCUCCUCACGCCAGAGGCCUCGCCUAAUAAACUCCAGGAUCUCAAUGAUGACGAGAAGGCCAAUUUCGUUGCAUCUACAAUUUCCGCAGGCAAACUUGGGGAGCUUCAAGAGAAGGUCCCAUACAAUGAGGAAUUCGACAAACUCAUAAAGCAGGCAAAGAGAAAGGCCGACGAGGAAGAGGCAUCGGGAGUGAAAAGAAGAAGACACUCCUCAAGAAUCCUGCAAAAGAGUCAACUGCCUGAGACAGUCAAGGAAGAAACAGAGGUGGUUGAGCACAAGGAUAUGAGCCAAAUGAAGAAAGUACAAUACAACAGUUUAUUCAAGCAGCUCAAUCGCUUGGACAAUGUCAAGUUGUGUCUCGAAUGCUGCGUUCUGGUUUGCGGAGAGCGUGGAAAGAAAGCACCCCGGGGAUCUCUUGUGGUGUUUGAGAAGUCAUUUGAAGAAAUGGAUCAAGUCUUGACUGCUGCCAAGCAAAGGUAUUACGAUGUGAAGAUGGGAGGUGUGAAGGCUCGAGAUGUUGCUGUGCCUGAUACGACAGUAAAGACGGAGGUGGUGUAG